UGGCUGAUGUUCCGCUGAAACCCCUCUGACAACAUUAAUGUACCUAAGAGGCAAACUCAGACAUCUAGUAACGUCGUGCAAGGAUUGCUUUUUCUUGUUUGCAAAUAAGGAGCUUUUGUCUUUUUAAGGGGUUUGAAUCAACUAUAAACAGUUGUUUCCCACCACAGAAUCCGUGUUUCUUGUUGUGAACUUGUAUACAAGUGUAGUAGGGUUUUACAAAGUAGUCCGGGGUCUUUGCAACUCCUUUUCAACAGCGUGAUCAAAAUGUCUCGAUCGCCUUCUCAAGGAUCAAAUAAGCCACCACGGAGUGGGGGACAAUCAGCCUCUCGACAAUCUGAUAAAGUGGCAUUGCAAUCUGCAAAAUCAAGUUCUGGUAAACACUCGGCUUUAUCAGGAAAGAAUCCAGCAGCGAAGUUUAAAGGUGCAUGAAAAGACAACAUACACAUCACGCGUCAAUGCCAAAACAGCUGCAAUGAGGAAAAUAGGUGACGACAAUGAAGAUGACUUUGUUGAAGAGGAGAAAAAGAAAGACAAGGAUGGAGUGAUUGCAGUCAAAGAUGACCCUCAAUUUACAUUGGCAAUUACAAGAGAUCGCCAUGUGGAGAAAGAAAAUCUGGCAGAUUUCAUUUCUAAGAAAAGGGAGAUGUUUCUAGUCCAGUAUUCUUUAGGUGUGAAGCGUGAUGAAAUGAGGAAACUGGAAGAAAUUGCCCAGGCAGAAGAAAAGAAACUUGAACUUGCCGAGCAGUACCUUGAAGAAGAUGCUGCAAUGUUUGAUGAGUUUUUAAAAGAAAAUGACAAAAACUCAGUCGAAGCUAUCAAAAUAGCUGAGGCUGAAACAAAGCUUAAACUUGAAAAAGUGGCUGAGAUUAAAAAAAUAAAUGCUCAAAUGAUGGCAAUAAAGAGUGAAAUAUCUAAAAACGAGGACACUCUCAAAGAGUAUAUGUUGUACAAACAGUUCCUGGAUUCCCUUACUCCACAGGAGUGGAAAGAUGAUAAGAGAAAAGCCAAAGAGGAGAAAAAGAAGGCAAAACAGAGGGACAAAAGCUCAGUAUCAAAAAAGAGAAUUUCCAUAAUCAGCUCAGACAGAAACUCCAGUCGUGGUAGCCGUAAAGAAAGUAGGGCCAGCUCUAAAUUAGCGGGAAGUCCUUUAGUGAAGAUGCAAAGGAGUGAUGCAGAAGACAGUCCAGCCUCUGUUUACGAAACUGACGAAGAGGAGAGCGAUACUGAGCCAGACUUGUUUUUUGGCGAUCCUCAGCAGCUUCUCGACAUCUUUGCCGAACUAGAAGAACAAAAUUUAUCUCUGAUUCAGAACAGUCAAGAAACCGAAGAAGCCCUGGAGGAACUUCGACAGACAAUUAAACAGACGCAGGAACGAAUGAACCGCGAAACAGAAAUUCUCAAAGGCCAGAUAGACUUUUUGAAUGAUGCCAUAAACAGAGAGGAAGAGAGAGCAAAGGAACUGGAAAUGAAAUCAAAAAUGUUCUCAUAUGGAGAAUUUAAAGCAGAAGACCAGGAAAAAAUGCUUCAAACGUUGAACAAGAAAGUCGAAGAGGUUUAUCGGAAUUGUAUAGGAGAUAACGAAGCCAACAUAAGCACCCUUCAGAUGCUGACUAAUAUUGAAAAUCGCCUGGAAGAGCUUUUUGAACAAAUCGAAGUUAUGCCACCGGACCGAGUGGAAAUGGCAGAAAAGGCAAAAGAGAAAGAUCGACGCUUACGUCUUCGUGAAGAGAAAAUGGAACUACAAAGAUUGCAUCAAGAGGACCGGGUGAGGAGAGCCCUGGAACGAGCUCAAGCUGAACCGAAGAAAAAGACUGGUAAACCACUGAUGUUCCGCUCAGAACCACCGCAGACGCGAAGAAAGCAGCAGGAUGCCGACAAGAAACAAGAUAAAGAGGAAGAGGAACUGAAAUAUUUUUUUACAUAAAACUCUCAACAGCUGUAGACUCCUUGAAAUUUGUUUCUUGCAAAAAAAUAAAUUUUUGUUUGUAUUGAACCAACUGGAACGCGAAACAAAACAAAGUCACACGAGUUCGAGAUAAUUUGUCACUGGCUUUGAUUUAAAUCAACCUUUUGUAAAUUGUAUAUACAUGCAUGUGAAAUGUUUAAUAAACAACAAGCAGAUUUAUGGUCCUAUUGCACCAUUACAAAAUUCCUUCGUUAAA
This is a messenger RNA of Pocillopora damicornis (cauliflower coral), 2162 nucleotides long. Its product is annotated as cilia- and flagella-associated protein 100. Lineage: Eukaryota; Metazoa; Cnidaria; Anthozoa; Scleractinia; Pocilloporidae. The record is from RefSeq and is a predicted model, not a curated record.